This is a messenger RNA of Lingula anatina, 1034 nucleotides long. RefSeq lists its product as uncharacterized. Gene Ontology annotation, cellular component: signaling receptor complex; plasma membrane. NCBI's taxonomy places the organism in Eukaryota, Metazoa, Brachiopoda, Lingulata, Lingulida, Lingulidae. Gene Ontology annotation, molecular function: ATP binding; transmembrane receptor protein tyrosine kinase activity. The record is from RefSeq and is a predicted model, not a curated record. Gene Ontology annotation, biological process: multicellular organism development; protein phosphorylation; positive regulation of kinase activity.
ACAUGGUCUUAGAGUACUGCAGAAAUGGUUCACUGCGUGACUGGUUGUUAACACAGAAGGCAAAGGGAGGUGAACUGAGCGCCGACACUGCUGAUCGUAUGACGGAGUAUGCUGUACAAAUAGCAGCAGGAAUGGAACAUCUGAGUAAUAACCUGAUUGUCCACAAGAGACUGAUGUCUAAGAAUGUCCUCCUCAAUGGUAAAAUGGUUGCCAAGGUGAUGGGAUUUGGUCCUGAGGGAAAAGAUGCAGCCAAAAACAAGAGUCGUUUACCCACCAAAUGGAUGGCCUUGGAAAUUCUGCAGGAUCCUCAGCUGAAAUAUACCACUGCGUCUGAUGUCUGGGCCUUUGGUAUCACUUUAUGGGAGAUAUACAGCCUGGGUGACCUUCCUUAUCCAACUGGACACAAGGACAAACUGAUAACCCUGCUGGAGAGUGGAACUCGCCCAGACAAGCCUGUAGAGUGCCCAGAUGAUAUCUACAACCAAGUGAUGCUGAAAUGCAUGGACCAUGAUCCAAGCAAGCGUCCAUCAUUCCAACAGAUUAAGGACCAGUUGAAUGAUUUCUUCCACCCUCCUCCAGAUGAUAGUGGCAUAUACUAUGGUUUAUAAGAGUAGCUGUGAACAUGUGUCUUGCACCUUGACAUGUUCUUUUCGUUGGAGAUGGAAUUAGGAACUAAUUACUCUCUGGAGAUUGAAAUAAGGACUGAUUACUGGACACUGAUAAAACGAUUUUAUUAGAAGACUUGAAGUAGCUGCCUUUGCUGCUUAAAAUGUAUUUGCAUACAAUAUAUAUUAUCCCCACCUUUUCAUGCAGAAAAUGUACCUGUAUUGUCCCCUUACCAUGCUCUUGAACAAUGAUAAUAGUGAUCAGUAAUCCGAAGUAACUUAAGUCAAAGUACUUGUAGUAGUUUUCUUCCUGACUUCAUUCUUUUUUACAGAAGUAUUGCAAUUUAGUGGUCUGCCUCUUAAGUCAUAUUGCAUAUACCAAUAACUUGCAUGUUGUAUGGAAACUAUACAUAUUCUGGAUGGAAAAUG